AUGUUUUUCUCCGUGCUGCUGGUUCUUGCCUGUUGCGGUGUGUUCGGUUCCGUCUCGGUUUCUCCCGCCGUGGAGGAGGCGUACAUGGCGGUGGUCGGCGUCGUGUCUCCGGGACAGCAGCGUCUGACCGGGGAAUCCCUGCGCUCCCUCUUUAAUACACUGGAGAAACGUGUGCAGUGCGGCGAAGUGUCGUGUGAAAAGUGUGAUCUAACAGGCGCCGUUCACCAGCUCAUCGGCAAUCACUCCGAGGACGAAACUGGAAAAGCAGAACAAAACUUGACCGUCAGCGUGUCUCAGUUCCCUGCUCUGGCCGCCGGAUGCGUCCUGUACCUUUCAUCUCCCGGCCUGGUCUGCAACGCCACGAGGCAGGGGAGAUGGAGAGAGGAGACCGAGCAUUUCCUGCAUACAGUCACACACGGGGAACACCAUGAACAUGAAGAGAGCAGGUCGCACCAGAGCCAUGACCACGAGCACAUAGAUGUUCACGGAUUAAAGGUGGUGUUUCAUGAGCUUCACCACCACUAUGAGCCCUUGAACAGUGAGAGCUGUAUAACAGCCAGUGACAUCAUGACAGAGGUCAACGCAUCAUCACCAGACCAGAGACAGGAAGUGGGUGCAGUUCUCGGCCGCGUGCUGUAUCACGCCCUGCAGGGUCGCUGCUUCAUUAGCCGGUCGCUGCCUGAGGAGGGCUUCUUCCUGGACUACAUCAUGGACCAUCUGGAGUCAGAGAACUUCACUGUCGCAGAUUUGGAGGCUCUCAUGGGGAGUCUGAACAUUGGGCCUAACGUGGAGGAGCACGACCACGGACACAACCACGACGGACAUGUACAUGCUUAUCAGGAUCAUCGCGGUUUAAGCCAGAGGAAAAGGAGCAGCCAUGAAUACCACGAGGGCCAUGAAGGAAACACCACCUGGGAUCAGCUCUGUUUCUCUGCUGAAGAGCUGGUCCUGAUCUACGGCCUGGCAGACAACGGCUCUGCCUCCUCAGGCCUGGGUCAGUCCGGCUUGGCUCGGCUCAGCCCUGCGCUCAUCCAGCAGAUCCUGAGCGGAGCCUGCGCGGCCGUCACGGAACCUCAGAUCUCAGACGUGCUGACCACGACUGAGAGAUACCUCUAUGCAACCCUUGCCAACGCAGUGAUAACUCUGACGUCCAUGUUUGGCAUUGUGGUGCUGCUGUGCACCUCCUGUACCGGUUUGUUCCAGUUGUGUAUCCAGUUCUGCAUCAGCCUGGCUGUAGGUUCACUGACUGGAGAUGCAUUACUGCACCUGCUACCCAUGUUUCUGGGUUUACACGUGCACGGGGACGAAAGCAGCAGCGAAGCGCAUUCACAUGACCACGAAGGGACUCCAGACUACAUUUACAAGAUGCUGGUGGUGAUCGGCGGGAUCUACUUCUUUUAUCUGAUGGAAACGGUCUUCUCUCUGAUCGCGUACAAAAAUAGCCAUCACCAUCAUCAACACCAUCACGGGGAGGAAUCAGAGCCUCACCACUGCGACCACGGCAGGGUUUUAGAGAUGUAUCAGCAGGAGAGGAAACAAAGAGACAAGUCACAGUCAGCAUCAAAAGCAGACCUGGUCGACCAGGAAGACAAUGAGAAAACACUCCAAGAGGCCAAAGAGCGAAGCAGAGAGAAGCGUCUGCUGCCGUACAUGAUAACCAUCGGUGACGGGAUCCACAACUUUGCGGACGGCUUAGCGAUGGGCGCAGCUUUCUCCCUGUCGUGGAAGUCUGGUCUGGCUACGUCACUCGCUGUGCUGUGCCAUGAAAUACCACAUGAACUGGGUGAUUUUGCCAUUUUGCUCCACAGUGGCUUGUCUGUCCGCAAGGCGCUGCUUUUGAACGUCGGCAGCGCCAUGACCUCGUUCGUGGGCAUGUAUAUCGCUCUGUCUGUAGCCACGGACCUGGCGACCAAGCAGUGGAUCGCUGCCAUUACUGCGGGACUCUUCCUGUACGUGGGGAUGGCUGACAUGCUCCCCACCAUGGUCCACAUCAGCAACAAGAGACCCUGGCUGAUGUUUGCGCUGCAGAACGUCGGCCUUCUGACCGGAUGGGGUAUUCUGUUGCUGCUGUCGCUUUUUGAAGACAGAAUCACCUUUUAA
Chelmon rostratus (copperband butterflyfish) is the source of this 2100-nucleotide messenger RNA. It is a transcript of the gene slc39a4, whose product is annotated as solute carrier family 39 member 4. Gene Ontology annotation, cellular component: membrane. Gene Ontology annotation, biological process: intracellular zinc ion homeostasis; zinc ion import across plasma membrane. Bases 1 to 2100 code for a protein of 699 amino acids. Lineage: Eukaryota; Metazoa; Chordata; Actinopteri; Chaetodontiformes; Chaetodontidae. The transcript has 12 exons. The record is from RefSeq and is a predicted model, not a curated record. Gene Ontology annotation, molecular function: zinc ion transmembrane transporter activity.